Messenger RNA from Neofelis nebulosa (Clouded leopard), 2065 nucleotides. Its product is annotated as zinc finger protein 596-like. Gene Ontology annotation, molecular function: DNA-binding transcription factor activity; RNA polymerase II cis-regulatory region sequence-specific DNA binding. NCBI's taxonomy places the organism in Eukaryota, Metazoa, Chordata, Mammalia, Carnivora, Felidae. The transcript is spliced from 2 exons. The record is from RefSeq and is a predicted model, not a curated record. Gene Ontology annotation, biological process: regulation of transcription by RNA polymerase II. Bases 106 to 1071 code for a protein of 321 amino acids.
GAGUGCCAAUUUCUGAAAGAUACUCAUCUGGACUUUGGUGAUUUUCUACAUUUUUAUUCCACUAAUGCCAUUCUAACAAUUUAUAUUUUUUCAAUUAUUCUAGACAUGGAAAGUCUCCACAAAAAACAAAAAAUGAUAUUAACACGACAUAUCCACAAGAAGGGCAUGGCCCUGACUGUGCCAAAGCAUAAAUCUCUUGCUCCAGAGAAUCCUAUUGAAUGCACUGAUUUGGGUGAUGCAUUUACUCUGAGAUCUGCAUUGACUCAACAUUUGUUAAUUCACCUCAGGAGGAAACGUUACAUCAGCAAACAGUGUCGAAAAUCACUUAGUGAACAAUCAUCCCUUACUCGACAUAACCAAAUUCACACACAAGGCAAAUUAUAUAAAUGUCAUGUGUGUGGGAAAGCCUUUAGUAAUUGCUUUUGCCUUAGGAGACAUGAGAUGAUCCACACUGGAGAGAAACCAUUUAAAUGCCAUCUUUGUGGAAAAGGCUUUGUGCAAAGUUCUGACCUUAGAAACCACAACCAAACACACACAGGGGAGCGGCCAUAUGAAUGCCAUGUGUGUGGGAAAGCUUUUCGUCAGAAUUCGUACCUGAGACAGCAUGAGAAUAUUCACACAAGAAAGAAAUCAUACGAAUGCCAUCUAUGUAAGAAAGCUUUCAGUCACAGAUCUUACCUUAGAAAACACGAGAGAAUUCAUUCUGGAGAGAAAUGUUUCCAAUGUCAUGAAUGUAAGAAAACGUUUAGUCAGAGCUCUGGCCUUAGCCAGCACAAGAGAAUCCACACUGGAGAUAAACCACAUGUGUGUCUUCUGUGUGGGAAAGCCUUCAUUCAAGGUUCAGAACUCAGACGGCAUGAGAGAACACACACAGGGGAGAAGCCAUAUGAAUGUCACCAGUGUGGGAAUGCCUUCAGUCAAUACUCUAACCUUCGACGACACAAGAGAACGCACACUGGAGAGCAACCAUAUGCAUGUCAGCUAUGUGGGAAAGCCUUCAGCCAUUAUUCUUCCCUUAGACGACAUGAGGGAACCCAUCCCCGUGGAGAAAAUCAUGAGUGCCCUCAGUAAGUAUUCCGACCUGAGACGACAUGGGUUUACAGAUGCAAUGAAUGUGGAAGAAGUGUCAGUCACAGCUUUCACAGUGACACCACAGGAUGCACAUAUUGAAGAAACGGCCUGCAGUCAAUAUGGGAAAUGUUUCAGUCCUCAUACUCCUCCCUCAAGAAAUGUAUUUGCAUUUGGAAGUGAAUUCAUAUGUAUGCUGUCCACAUGGCAAAGCCUUUAGUCACUGGUCUGACCUUAGAUAACACAGCAGAACUUAUGCUGUAAGUAUAAUAACACAGAUGUUUCCAGCAAAGCGCUCGACUUGAAAGAUACUAGAGCACUUACCGGGAAUUCUUGUCAAACAUGAGCAAACUCCACACGGGAGAACCCUUUGGUCUGUAAUCACUGCGAAAGAAUAUUUAGCCAAACACCUGGUGUGAGCGUAAGAAAAGUCCGUGAAGGAAUAAACACUAAGGAUGUAAGAGGAUGAAGCCUCUGAGGAAUACCAAACACUUCUUACAGAUAAUUCAGACCCGAGAAGUUAUUCAAUGUAAAAUCGUGGGAAAUCCUUUAUUCAAAGAACAACUCUUGCGGCACAUGUGAAGAUUCUGACUGUACGAAACACUCGCAGUAUCACGAGUGAAGGGGAGUCUUCAGUGUCCCUUAUUUUUUAGUCAACAGUAAGGUUCUCACACUGAGAAGAUAGCAGUCCUGAAAUCAGAGUAGAGAAAACUUCAGCCAGAUUUUGUAUCAGAAAAAAGAGUGUGUGCAUGGGUGUGCGUGUGUGUGUGUGCACGCGUGUGCGUGAGUGGUGGUAUUGCUACAUAUGAAAGUGUCCUUUAGUACUUGGCAAGUCAUUGAGACUUUGAGAAAAUACCUGUUUGUGGAAAAUGUGGCAUGGACUAUAGGAGAGUGACAUGGUCUGGCAAGAUCGAAUGUAGGAUUUCGUAAGAAGUUAAACGUUUACUGCAGAUCAGCACUUGCAAAUCUUGAAACAAUAAAACCUGUUGCUAAAGAA